Messenger RNA from Truncatella angustata, 963 nucleotides. RefSeq names its product P-loop containing nucleoside triphosphate hydrolase protein. Gene Ontology annotation, molecular function: GDP binding; GTP binding; GTPase activity. Gene Ontology annotation, cellular component: plasma membrane. The record is from RefSeq and is a predicted model, not a curated record. Gene Ontology annotation, biological process: signal transduction. The transcript has 7 exons. Lineage: Eukaryota; Fungi; Ascomycota; Sordariomycetes; Amphisphaeriales; Sporocadaceae. Bases 169 to 885 code for a protein of 238 amino acids.
CAAUACCCAUUUUUGUGUCGCCUCGUCAUAUAAGAGAGAGAAGAGGGAGAGCGACAGAGAGUGGCCUGACGUGAGGUGGCGAUCAGUUCGUGGAACCUAGUACGGCCGGUUGGCAUUGGAAUUUCUUUUUCGACAUUGACCGCGCGCUGCUCGCGCCGGCCGCAAACCAUGCCUCCUCGCCAGGGACGUUACCAGCCAGCCCGUGAAUACCACGUCGUUGUGUUGGGAGCAGGUGGUGUCGGCAAGAGCUGUCUGACUGCUCAAUUUGUGCACAACGAAUGGAUAGAAAGUUAUGACCCCACUAUUGAGGAUUCAUACCGAACUCAGGUCUCAGUCGAUGGUCGGCAAGUCGUUCUGGAAAUCCUCGACACUGCAGGGACCGAGCAAUUUGGUUCGUCACCAAGAGUCUCCCCGUGUGCAUGUGAAACUGACCCGGCUAUAGUUGCUAUGAGAGACCUGUACAUGAAGACGGGCCAAGGUUUUCUGUUGGUUUUCAGUAUUGCGUCUGCGUCAUCGCUAGCCGAACUUCAAGGUCUCCGUGAUGAGAUCAUUCGCAUCAAGGACGAUGAGAAUGUCCCUAUUGUGAUCUGCGGAAAUAAGGCAGAUCUCGAGGACCAGAGGAACGUUCCACGGACUAAAGGGUUCUCCCUAUCUCAAAGAUGGGGUGCACCUUAUUAUGAGUCUAGCGCAAGAACUCGAACAAAUGUCGAUGAAGUGUUCGUGGACCUUUGCAGGCAAAUGCUUCGAAGAGACGAUGCUGGCGAAAACUAUCUCCAAGAAGAGCCAGAUUUCGAUCCGUACUCAAUAUCUUAUUACAAGAAGCGGAGACGACAAAGGAGAGAACGCGACAAGGAUCCACAGCGACCCAAGUGUAUUAUCCUAUAAUAUUAUACCGUGUACAACAUGUUCGUGUCCAGCCUUGCGGUUUGCCUUGCGGUCAUCACGGCCUGAAGACAUGUACCG